CUGCUCCGCUGCAGCUGCUCGGCGAAUGAAUGGCAUCCUUCUCAGCAUCACGUAAACGCCGACGGGGGGGAGCGAAAGCAUCUUCCACUCGUGUUCGCCUCGGACGGAGCAGGCGGAAAACCCCACUCCGUUCAUGAUUAAUUUAUACCUUUAUCACACAGCAGGUUGCAGCACAUCUGAUCGUUUUUACGAAACGGCUCGGUGUCCGGCCGUAUGAAUAAAAAAAGAGAAUACCCCCUUUUGUCGGUGACAGAGACUCACCGUUCAAACAGCAUGCAAUAAUUCCAUUCAAUGAAGGAACCGGAGCCGGGAAAGACAGCAUGAAGUUACAAAUAUCCGGUCUUGUGUUCGCAAUGGCAGUAGCCUAUGCAACGAUAGAGGCUCCUGAAGAGUUUGUCUCACUAGCUGAGAUGGAGGACACGUUGUUGAGGAAUCUUUUUCGGGGGUAUCAGAAGUGGGUGAGACCUAUCCUUCACGCCAACGACACGAUCACCGUUCGCUUCGGUCUGAAGAUCUCGCAGCUGGUGGAUGUGGAUGAAAAGAAUCAACUAAUGACUACAAAUGUCUGGUUGUGGCAGGAGUGGACAGACUAUAAGCUGCGGUGGAAUCCAGAAGAUUAUGGUGGAAUCACAUCCAUCAGAGUGCCCUCAGAAACUAUCUGGCUGCCAGACAUCGUCCUUUAUGAGAACGCUGAUGGCCGAUUUGAGGGUUCUCUAAUGACCAAAGCCAUUGUAAGGUUUAAUGGCACCAUCAUGUGGACUCCUCCUGCCAGCUAUAAAUCCUCCUGUACCAUGGAUGUCACGUUUUUCCCUUUCGACAGACAGAACUGCUCGAUGAAGUUUGGGUCGUGGACAUACGAUGGCACUAUGGUGGACUUGACCCUGGUGGACGCAUACGUAGACCGUAAAGACUUCUUUGAUAAUGGCGAGUGGGAAAUACUCAACGCCACUGGCCAGAGAGGCAGUCGGCGGGACGGCAUUUACUCCUAUCCUUACGUCACAUAUUCAUUCAUUCUUAAACGUCUUCCUCUCUUUUACACACUCUUUCUCAUCAUCCCAUGUCUCGGUCUGUCGUUUCUCACCGUGCUGGUCUUCUACCUCCCCUCGGACGAAGGAGAAAAGCUUUCCCUCUCUACCUCUGUCCUUGUGUCUCUCACUGUGUUUCUUCUCGUCAUUGAAGAGAUCAUUCCGUCUUCCUCUAAAGUCAUUCCUCUGAUAGGAGAGUAUCUGCUCUUUAUUAUGAUCUUCGUCACGUUCUCUAUCAUAGUAACUGUUUUUGUCAUUAAUGUCCAUCAUCGCUCUUCUGCCACAUACCAUCCCAUGGCACCGUGGGUUAAGAGUCUUUUCCUCCAGAGAUUACCCAGACUGCUCUGCAUGAGGGGACACACUGAUCGUUAUCAGUACCCAGACAUCGAGCUGCGGAGCCCAGAGCCAAAAAGAGGGAUGAAAAGAGGGCAACAAAAGAGUGCUGGAGGAGGACGAGGGGGGUUAAAGGAAGAUGAGAACCAGGCUUGGAUUGCCCUGUUGGAGAAAGCCACUUACUCAGUGCACUACAUUUCCAGACACAUCAAGAAGGAACACUUCAUCAGAGAGGUUGUUCAGGACUGGAAGUUUGUGGCUCAGGUGUUGGACCGGAUCUUCCUCUGGGUCUUUCUCACGGUUUCUGUGCUUGGGACCAUCCUCAUCUUCACCCCAGCUCUGCAGAUGUACCUCAGCACAUCUUAGAGAUUUCAGCCAACAGAAUCUCUUAUGACAUUCCUAUGACCUCUGAAAUAUGUGUAGUUCCCACAACAUUACAGUAAUCCCUCUUCUGGCCUAACCACAUCUGUAAUCCCCUCCGAAUUCAGCCUCUAUCUCUCCUUCCUAGACGCUGUGUUCAAUAGUCAGAAUGAAAAUGGAAAAACUCAGCUAAAAUGAAGUUCUGGAAUUUUCUGCCCUUUUAACGCAAAACUAAAAGGCGGCUUAUACAGUUGAGGGAGUUUGGAUCUGUGUAAUCUCUCUAAGGGGAUCAUGGUUUUAAAGAUCUUCAGUAAGUUGGCAUUACUGUGUAAAAGGUAUAACCACCUUUUUAUGCCUCUCAUUUAGCUUUCGGCCAUUUUUUUUUUAUUUAGAUCAGGUUAAAAUGUGUCAUUGUCCAUGUAAAUACCAUUUUACUUUAUGAUUUUAUGAUUCUGCUUACUAGGUAGCAAACCUAUUAAAAAACUGUCUGUUUGCAGUAAAUGUAAAAAAAACAUAUCACUGUCCAGAUGAAUAAAAUUGUUAAUUCAUUUUAUUAAUAAUGUAGCGUUAUUUCUGUAAGUCUGGAUGACGAUCAGUUAUAAUAGUAUCUCUUAUUAGCACAGGUGACAUUUACUGUACAGUCUAUCAUCUGUUUUUAAAAUACUGUUAAAUGAAGUAGGGUCAUGCCUUGGAUGAUAUUAUGCAUAUGUAAAUUUUAUGCAGAUGAGACCAUGCAUAAUACAAAGCGCAUGCGUAUGUGUCUACAACUGGAAUUUAUAAAUAAAACUCUGCAAGAUUUCGGGCUCAUAUAUCGUUUUAUAAAUCUGCUAUUUAUGCCCAUGCAUAUUUUUAGCAAUGUCAAGCAUCUUUACCCCUAAACCCUUGAAGAUACUGUAGCUGAUUUAAAAGGAGAGGGGAACCGAUCACGACUUGUCUUGGCACCAUUAGCAAGGACUGUAUUACGACAAGGGUCUUUAUGACAAUUAUACAAAUAAAGUUUUUAGCGAUC
Messenger RNA from Puntigrus tetrazona (Sumatra barb), 2727 nucleotides. It is a transcript of the gene chrnb3a, whose product is annotated as cholinergic receptor nicotinic beta 3 subunit a. The transcript has 6 exons. The record is from RefSeq and is a predicted model, not a curated record. The coding region runs from base 321 to 1724 and encodes 467 amino acids. Gene Ontology annotation, molecular function: acetylcholine-gated monoatomic cation-selective channel activity; transmembrane signaling receptor activity. Gene Ontology annotation, cellular component: postsynaptic membrane; neuron projection; synapse. Gene Ontology annotation, biological process: chemical synaptic transmission; regulation of membrane potential; signal transduction. NCBI's taxonomy places the organism in Eukaryota, Metazoa, Chordata, Actinopteri, Cypriniformes, Cyprinidae.